AUAGGCGUCACAGUUCCAAGAAACGAGAACACUGAAACGUCCAAGUUUCCAACAAAGCAAAUACAUUCAUUCGUGUCCCAGUAUUUAUUCUUUAUUAGCCUAUCACAGCACGAGAAUGAGGGCACAAAUCCAAAAGGUACCACAGAUAGUAGAAUUGUUAAAAAAGAAAACGGUUGGUUUGCAGCACUUCAAGCCAACAUCUUCAGUGUGCGUCCUGAACCCGAAGGAUGCUACAUUGGUUGCGCCUUGUCGACACAGUCUUCCCUCGCAGACUCAGAGCCUGGACUCGAUACCUGGACCCAACAACUGGCCCUUAUUUGGAAGUUUGAUAGAACUGCUACUCAAAGGAGGGCUGCAAAGACAACACAAUGCAUUGAUUGAUUACCAUAAGAAAUUCGGAAAGAUUUUCCGGAUGAAACUCGGCUCCUUUGAAUCGGUCCAUAUUGGCGCACCUUGCUUAGUGGAGGCACUCUACAGAAAGGAGAGCGCUUACCCACAGCGUCUGGAGAUCAAACCCUGGAAAGCAUACCGAGACUUAAGAGACGAGGCAUAUGGACUUCUUAUUCUGGAAGGGGAAGACUGGCAGAGGGUGAGAAGCACGUUUCAGCAGAAAUUUAUGAAACCCACAGAAGUCGCGAAACUUGAUGGAAAAAUAAACCAGGUGUUGGCCGAUUUCGUUAGUAGAAUUGGGAAAGUGACUGACAAUGGACAAUUUGUGGACUUGUACUUCGAAUUGAAUAAAUGGUCAAUGGAGACCAUUUGCCUCGUGCUCUACGACAAACGCUUCGGACUUCUGCAUGACAAUGUCAAUGAGGAGGCUAUGACCUUUAUCACAUCCAUAAAGACGAUGAUGAGCACAUUUGGCGCCAUGAUGGUCACGCCAGUGGAGCUCCACAAAAAACUGAACACCAAAACAUGGCAGGACCACACCACGGCAUGGGACCGUAUAUUCAGUACAGCCAAAAUCUACAUUGACAAGAAGAUAAAGAGCCAUGCAGGGGCAACAGGGCCCAGUGACGACUUCCUGUGUGACAUCUACCGCCACAGUGACCUGUCCAAGAAAGAGCUGUACGCCGCCAUCACAGAGCUCCAGAUCGGAGGAGUGGAGACGACUGCCAACAGCAUGCUGUGGGCUAUUUUCAACCUCUCCCGUAACCCCUGCGUUCAGAAGAAGCUGCUCCAAGAAAUCAGAGAGGUUCUGCCUGCUAGUCAGACUCCCAGUGCCAAGCACCUCCAGAGAAUGCCCUACAUCAAGGCCUGCCUCAAGGAAUCCAUGAGGUUAUCGCCGUCAGUUCCCUUCACGAGUCGGACCUUAGACAAAGACACUGUGUUGGGGGAUUACUCCAUUCCCAAGGGGACAGUGUUGAUGAUCAACAGCCAUGCUCAGGGUGCCAAUGAGGAAUACUUCCACGACAGCAGCCGGUUUAAGCCAGAGCGUUGGCUAAAAGAGAGCAGUACCAUCAACCCCUUUGCCCAUGUGCCGUUUGGUGUUGGGAAGAGGAUGUGUAUUGGGCGGCGUCUGGCAGAGCUACAGUUGCAGUUGGCACUCUGCUGGGUCAUCAGAGAUUAUGAAAUUGUGGCGACAGAUAGUGAACCAGUUGAAACGAUCCAUUCGGGGACGCUUGUUCCCAACCGUGAACUCCCUGUGGCUUUCAUUAGACGAUGAGGCUUCAAACACAGAUCAUUUGGACCUCACUACAGAAAGAUAAUAGUUCUAGACCUGAAUGUCCAGAGAGACUCCCUUUAUUGCUGCUCUGUAAAUAACAAAGAGAAAAUAUCAGAUCUAAAUAUAUUUGUAUGUAAUCCUGUCACAUAUACCUCAAACUAAUAUAAAUUCAUUUAUACUAUUAACCAUGAGAGUUAGCCUACUUGUUGACCAAUAACUUUUAGCUUGUGUUGUAAGACAACUGCACUUUACUGCCCACUAAUCUUAAACAACUGUUCUUAUGUCGAAAAUGUUAAAUAAAUUAUGACUUUUGUAUA
Molecule: messenger RNA, 1983 nt
Organism: Oncorhynchus keta (chum salmon)
Lineage: Eukaryota; Metazoa; Chordata; Actinopteri; Salmoniformes; Salmonidae
Product: 1,25-dihydroxyvitamin D(3) 24-hydroxylase, mitochondrial-like
Exons: 12
Coding region: 116-1666 (516 amino acids)
Biological process (GO): C21-steroid hormone biosynthetic process; cortisol metabolic process; cholesterol metabolic process
Cellular component (GO): mitochondrial inner membrane
Molecular function (GO): heme binding; monooxygenase activity; iron ion binding
Source: RefSeq, a predicted model, not a curated record